Messenger RNA from Dimorphilus gyrociliatus, 770 nucleotides. Lineage: Eukaryota; Metazoa; Annelida; Polychaeta; Dinophilidae. The record is from the annotation of a GenBank genome assembly.
UUGGGUUCAGGAGAUACUAGAAAAUGAAACCUGCUCCUAAGUUUGGAGCACUUUCGAUCAAAAUGUCUUCCUGCAUGUUUGCUGAUAAUCAACAACCACCAACCUCUCCUUCAAGUUUCCAGACUAUUCAAAAUUCUCCAAAAAAGAAGAAGCGACGAAGCAACACAACUUACAAGCAUGUUCCUCAUAGUGCCAAACCAGUUCAGGUUGUUGCAAAAAGGAACGCAAGAGAACGCAAGAGGGUUCAGAACGUAAAUUCAGCUUUUACUUAUUUAAGACGACACAUCCCAUACGAAAAUCGCCAUAAACGACUUUCAAAAGUGAAAACCUUAAGAAUAGCAAUCGACUACAUUCAAUCUCUUCAAAGUCUUAUAUCGGAGCACGAUCAAACUUUACCAUCAAAAGAAAAUUCAGCAGAAACCUGGAAAAAUAUGGAAGUGAACAAUACGCCGCCAGCACCUCUCCAUCAACUACCAGCACCUUCUCAUUUAAUGCCUGCCGCACAUUCUUACUGGUCACUUGCGUACUCAAGAACUGUUCAGCAGCCCCUCGCUCCAACUCAACUCCAAUCCUACUUAUCAUGACUCUUCUCAUCUUCAUCUUCUUUAUCUUUUUUCGUCUUAACUUUUUUCCACUUCAUAAAAAGAAUUGAGAAUACAAAACAUUGUUUAAUCAAAAUCGUCCUUUAAUUAAGUAUAUUACAUAACAACGCAGGAAAAGAACGCCUUGGUGCCGGUUGCACGCGCCAUUGCUCGCGAGAUCAAUUUGCG